This is a messenger RNA of Solanum dulcamara, 3357 nucleotides long. RefSeq lists its product as uncharacterized. The coding region runs from base 104 to 2959 and encodes 951 amino acids. Gene Ontology annotation, cellular component: Pwp2p-containing subcomplex of 90S preribosome; small-subunit processome. The record is from RefSeq and is a predicted model, not a curated record. Gene Ontology annotation, molecular function: protein binding; snoRNA binding. The transcript has 12 exons. NCBI's taxonomy places the organism in Eukaryota, Viridiplantae, Streptophyta, Magnoliopsida, Solanales, Solanaceae. Gene Ontology annotation, biological process: maturation of SSU-rRNA.
AUGGAAAAAAAAAGAAGAGAACAAUAGCGCUUAAACCCUAGCUUUGAUACCACAUCCACAUCCACACCAUUGCUGAAGAAAAACGAAGGAAACACAGUAACCAAUGGUGAAGGCCUAUCUCCGGUAUGAGCCGGCGGCUUCUUUUGGGGUUAUAGUAUCCGGGGAAUCAAACAUUGCCUAUGACAGCUCCGGCAAACACUUGCUAGCGGCGGCGUUAGAGAAAAUCGGUAUAUGGCAUGUAAGGCAGGGUCUUUGCACUAAAACCCUAGCCCCUUUACCUUCAUCAAACUCAAAAGGCCCCUCUCUUGCCGUUACAUCAAUUGCUUCCUCUUCUUCAUCCCACAUAGCAAGUGGUUAUGCUGAAGGAAGCAUUAGAAUCUGGGAUUCCGAGAAAGGGAUAUGUGAAACCACGCUGAAUGGGCAUAAAGGUGCUGUGACAGCCCUUCGAUAUAAUAAGCUUGGAUCAUUACUAGCAUCAGGAAGCAAAGAUAAUGAUGUUAUUUUAUGGGAUGUGGUGGGUGAGACUGGCUUGUUCCGCCUUCGAGGACAUCGUGAUCAGGUUACAGAUCUUGUUUUUUUAGAUUCUGGCAAAAAACUGGUCACGGCUUCUAAGGACAAGUUUUUGAGGGUGUGGGAUCUUGAUACUCAACAUUGCAUGCAGAUAAUAAGUGGUCAUCAUAGUGAAAUAUGGUCCAUAGAUAUUGACCCUGAGGAAAGAUAUCUGGUCACCGGUUCUGCUGACCCUGAACUUCGUUUUUACACGAUAAAGCAUGAGUUAAGUGAUGGACAAUUGAUUGCUAACAAAAGCGAAACAGAUGCAAACAAGGAAUUGCCUACUGAAAACAAAUGGGAAGUACUGAUUUCAUUUGGUGAAAUUCAGCGCCAAAGCAAGGAUAGAGUUGCAACAGUGAGGUUUAACAAGUCUGGAAACCUGCUGGCUUGUCAAGUUGCAGGGAAGACAGUGGAAAUAUUCCGUGUGCUGGAUGAGUCUGAAUCUAAACGCAAAGCGAAAAGAAGAAUCAGUAGAAAGAAGGAGAAGAAAGCUGCCAAAGAAGGCCUUGAGGCAAUGGAAAAAGGAGAGGCAGAUGUUGGAGCUGAAGGAGGCAGCAAUCCUGUUGUUACAGUCCUGGAUAUCUUCAAGCUUCAUCAGACCCUAUGGGCUGGAAAGAAGAUCUCCUCAAUUUCUUUCUCCCCAGUUACUUCAAAGAAUUCACUGGCUACCUUAGCUUUGUCUUUGAAUAAUAAUUUAUUGGAAUUUCAUGCUAUAGAAAGCAAUUCAACUAGUAAAUUGAGUGUUAUUGAGCUUCAGGGGCAUCGCGCUGAUGUCAGAAGUGUUACUCUCAGCUCAGAUAACACUCUUUUGAUGUCAACUAGUCACAGUGCAAUUAAAAUAUGGAACCCUACUUCUGGUUCUUGCCUCCGCACAAUUGAUUCAGGAUAUGGUCUCUGUGGACUCUUUGUUCCAGGUAACAAGUAUGCGGUUGUUGGUACAAAGGGUGGGACCCUGGAAUUUAUUGACGUUAGAAGUGGUACUUGUGUGGAAGUAGUGGAAGCCCAUGGUGGUGCUGUUCAGUCUAUUGCUUUAACUCCAGAUGGGACAGGUUUUCUCACUGGCAGUGCCGAUCACGACAUUAAAUUCUGGGAAUUUCAAAUGGUGCAAAAGGCUGGUGAAGGGUCUAAGCAUUUAACUGCAUCUCCUGCAAGGAGCUUAAAAAUGAAUGAUGAUGUUCUAGUUGUUGCUGCGAGCCCUGAUGGUAGAUUUAUUGCUGUUGCCUUGUUGGAUAAUACAGUAAAGGUCUUCUAUAUGGAUUCACUCAAGUUCUUUCUAUCACUCUAUGGGCAUAAUCUGCCUGUAUUGUGUAUGGAUAUUUCUUCAGAUGGGGAUCUGCUUGUCACUGGCUCUGCGGACAAAAAUGUGAAGAUUUGGGGUCUAGUUUUCGGGGAUUGUCAUAAGUCACUUUUUGCGCAUGCUGAUAGUAUUAUGGGAGUUAAGUUUGUGCGCAACACCCAUUACUUUUUUACUGUGGGGAAAGAUCGCCUGGUGAAGUAUUGGGAUGCUGACAAGUCUGAGUUGCUUUUAACCCUUGAAGGUCACCACGCGGAAGUUUGGUGUCUUGCUAUGAGCAACCAUGGUGAUUUUAUUGUUACAGGAUCUCAUGAUCGGUCAAUACGCCGUUGGGAUCGUACUGAAGAACCAUUUUUUAUUGAGGAAGAGAAAGAAAAGAGAUUGGAAGAGAUGUUUGAAUCAGACAUUGACAAUGCAUUUGAGAAUAAGUAUGGACCAAAGGAAGAACUUCCAGAGGAGGGAGCUGUGGCAUUAGCAGGGAAAAAGACUCAAGAAACUCUUACUGCCACAGAUUCCAUCAUUGAAGCACUGGACAUGGCAAAUGCGGAACUGAAGCGAAUUGCUGAACAUGAGGAGGACAAAUCAAAGGGCAGAGUUUCAGAAUUCAGGUCGAAUAUUCUCAUGCUUGGGCUUUCUCCUUCUGAUUAUGUUCUUCGUGCAUUGUCUAGUGUUCAUACUAAUGAUCUGGAGCAAACGUUGAUGGCCUUACCCUUUUCUGAUGCUUUGGACCUCUUGUCGUACCUUGAGAGUUGGACCUCUGCAAAAGAUAAGUUGGAGCUUGUUUGUAGGGUAGCAGUAGUGCUAGUGCAACUUCAUCAUCACCAAUUGGUUUCAACUGUCUCCGCCAGACCCCUCAUUACCCGUCUAGGUGACAUUCUUCCUGCAAAAGCCAAAGAAUGCAAAGAUACUAUCGGCUUCAACCUUGCUGGAAUGGAUCAUUCCGAGCAAUUGAAGUCUUUGCGGUCGGAUGCUGUAUUUCGAGAUGAAAAGACUAAAUUAUUGGAGAUACGCUCACACAAUGCGAAACGUACUGAAGAAAGGGAGGAUACAAAACAAGAAAAGAAGAGAAAGAAGAAACAAAAGAAGUCGGAUGGAGGACAUGUUUGGUCAUGACUAAUAACCUCAACUACACUUGUACCUUUCUAUAUGCCUUCACUUCUUAGUGUUCCAUCUGGAGGGGAGGGGUGGGGGUAAAAAUUUUGGUCAUACAACUUCAGCAAGUAUGGUUAAAACUUUGAUAUAAAAUUUGUAUAUAAUUUUGUUAUUGAGUUGUAAAGACACUUGUACUUGGGUUUGACACACUAGAGUCGAUGGUUUUUCGAAAACCUCUCUACCUUCACGAUGUAGUGGUAAGGUCUGCGUAGGCUCUACCCUCCCAAGAUCCUACAUAGUGGGAUUUCACUGGGUAUUUUUGUAGCCCUAACUAGCAUGUGCUUCAUUAUUACCAAUCAUAUUGAAUUGCAACAUGAUGAGUUUUAAUUUCUUAAAUGACAACAGCUUUGUACUGAUAA